ACUGCGCUGUCCGAGCACCGGCAGCAGUGCCCGGGCCGGCGGCGCUGAGUGACAAGUAGCUACACCAGCCGCACGUCUUGUUGCCACUGUCAGCGUUCUUUAAUGGAAUGUUUAUAACGUGGAGCCACCAAUCGGUGUGAACGGUAGGCGGGCCCUAGCUCUGAGGGGGGCGGGGCCCGGCUCAGCCCGGGCGGCGAGAGAGAGAGAAGCAAAACAAUUGUAAUCAGCAGGAACGCCGGCUCGCAGAGUGGAGGGGUGGCUUCUUCCUCCCUCUCUCUCUGUCUGUCUGCAAACAUCAGAAUCUGACACGAAUGUAAAAUUGCAUUAGCCUCUUCCGUGAGGGGAAAAAAAUUAUAGGCGCCUAGUUUGUAGUUCAUCUCGUCACUCUUUCCCCCCCCCCCUCAAAAAGCAAGACCAUGAGCUCCAAACGCCUUCCAAAAAAAUAUAAAGUUGUAGGGACUAAGGUUUGCGCGCCAAGUUCAUCCGGCGAAGUCAGAGUUUCUGGAGUGAUACAGGCUUGUAAGAACGACCCUGCGAGCAAUAAUUUAUACACAAUCAUGUUAGACGAUGGCUCUCUCAGAGAGUAUGCAGAAGAAGAAAUAAUCUGCAUCGAUGUCAAAGUAUCUGGAAAAGGAAAAUCCGGAUAUAAUCAAAAGAUGCUUCUGAACUGCAAAGGCAGUGAAUCGGUGGCGGCUUUGCAAGAACGAGAAAAGAAUGAUGUUCCUUUAAGAUCCCCAGAGCCACGCGGCCUGACAGCCAAAAAACCCGAAGACCGGUAUCUGGAAAACAAAUGUAACAGAACUCGCGAGGUGGAGAAGGAGCACACGACCCUCCCCCUUGGCUCGGUGUCAGAACAGAAACGCCUCCUUCCUUCGGCAAACAUCGACGUUCCUCAGAGGUAGGCUUUCUCUUUUUGUUUUGCAAGCGUUCCGAGCUACUUUUCGGAUAUCUAGGAACGGAUGAGGUCAGAUUGCAUCCUCAAAUGGAACUAACCACGGCACAUAACGUGUUCUGAACGUAUUGAACAAAUGUUCCUAUCUUCCGCUCCCCUCAACGUGUAUUUUUUCCCCACCCGGAAUGGGAACGCCCACCUUUCAUACUCUGGAGUGUCGACCCAUUUGUAGAUCACGACUUAUCAGUUCGAGUGUCUACUCGAGUAAAUACACCAUUGUACUUAUCAACUGCUGAAAUGUAAAAAUCACUUGACUCUCCAGUUUUAUAAAUUUUGUCACGGUGUACUUUGGUCUUGCCUUGUAUCACUAUUAAGGUUCCAAUGGCAUUUAUUGUGGUCAGACAUUAGUAUAACAUUGAUCUGUCACUUUUUUAAUUCAUUAUUUGGAUCUUCUGGUUGUAAGGGUACUUCAGUCAAUCAUGAUCUGUCACCAGCAUUUUAUGUUAGCUACAAUUACUGUGACUGCACUGCCAGUAUUUCGAAUAGUCAUUGCCACCAACUUGAAUGCUGAAGAUAUUGAUAUAUGAGAUGAAGCAGUUGACCUGUGCAGAUGAAGGUGGCUACCAGAAAAAUAGUGAUGAUGCUGAAGACACACUUAUGGUUACUUGGUUCAGUGAAGCAAUUACUUUAAUUUCUUUGAGCUAAAGCAAUAGCAUCUACAAAAGUGCGGUGGUUGGAAAGCCCAGUGAUUAGUCAUUCAAAUUUUUUUAAAAGAAGAUAGUGAAAACUCAUUUUAUAAUAGCAGAGAGGACUGGUUAUGUGGCUGUUUAAAUUAUUUUGGUUGUAGAAGCAGCUUGUUCUACUUAAGAAUUCCAAUUGUGGUAAGUGAUUUGAAUGCAAUUGUCUUUUAAAUUAGCAAUAUUUAUGAUUUAUAUUUUACAAUUGCAAGUAAACAAAAGAAUUUUAUGUUAAAUUUGGUAAAGUCUGGCUAAUUAAUAGGUCUUAUGUCCUGUGCACCUAAUAUUCUGCUAUACUUCAAAUCUUGUUCAUUAUUCAAAGUAAACUCAUGCACUUCACAAUCCAAAUACAGUUGACGAAGAAUAUUCUUUUUUCUCUUCCACACUGAGAUUUGAAGAAACUUCAAGACCUUCACUACUUUAGAAGAGAGUGAAGACAUAUAUCUGGGUUUAGAGAUCAUCAGAAUGCCUAAAGAAAAGAGGUUGGUGCCCAGGCCUUAAUACUGUUGGGGAUUUACAUCUGGCACAGGAUUCACCAUCUGGCCAACUCCUGCUGGUGUCAUCCAAAUUGGAGAUGCAGCUAAAAAUGCAAAAAAAGUACUUCUGCAUAACCAUUGGAUUCUGGCUGUUCAUGCCAUCCCACCAUAAUUGCACUAGAGCAUCCAUUGGUCAGGUAUGUCAAGCUAGUCAAAAAGUUGACAGCCAAGUGAUAAGAGAAUAGACAUGCAGUUUGGCAGAAUAAGCUGACUGUGUAGCUAAGCUUAUCACAGUGGUCAGGGACAUCAUCAUCAUUCCUUAUAACUCUGUGCAAUUGCCAGUCAAAGCUUUCAUUUUACUGCUAACUGCCAGUCAGUAGAAAUAGUGGAAUUAGUUCCAAUCAAAUUCCACAAACACUCAGUGCUUUUAUAUUGUAUUUAAAGGUUUCAAGUGUUUCUGCAAUAUCAUCCAGUCACCUUCAGAAUUCACUUUUUAAGGAAAGAAAACCAGUGGUUUCUGGAUUUUUUUUUCUUCUUCUGCAUUGCUAAUCUUGCUAUUUCACAAGGAAAAAGAGUUGAAGUUUUAAGAAAUAUUUCUCUUCAGUUAGUCUUAAAGUUGGCUUAGAAUAUUUCUCUUCAGGAAUUUUGUUUGUAGGUGUAGUAUCUGAAUUAUAUACCGGAACUUAAAACCUAACACAUCUUUCGUCUCGGCAUGUUAUUACCAAAGCCAUGCUCUAGGCGGAGGACGAAUAGAGCAACACCACGGGAGAUCAAUUGUAUGUUGAAUUAAAUAAAAUCCAAAACAAUUUAAGGAAGUUCUUAAGUUUGUAGCAUAUAUGUAUGUGUAAUAUUGAUGUAGUGUAUGGAACACCUGAAAUUUUACUAAAUUUUGCUUUGAAAAAACAAGAAGGAUUCAUAUUUACCUUUUGAAACCUCCAUAUUCUUGACUAAGUUCCAUCGUUUCAUACUAUUCUUAUCAUCUAUUGAAUGUCUAAUGUUUUCUGGUUCCUAUUUUAAUGAUUUAUUUAAUUUGUCAGUGCACCUUAGCUUUGAGUUUAUCAUUUGAAACAUUUUCUCUGGAGAAAUGUUGCAACUGAAGUCUUCAUGUGUCCAUUUAGGGUGCUUCAUUAAUACAUUGUAAUAUAGGUAGUCUUGUUGCACCUGAGACAAAUAACAUGUAAAAGAAGGGAAAACAUUGAUCAGUAGUGUGUGAGCGUUUUGUUUAACUUUUGAAGUUUUCUUAUGUGUAUUUCUGUGUUAUAUGCCUUAUUAACUUAAAAUUGCACAUAACUUGGAUUUUAAUUCUGCUUUUAAGCAUGAGCUUCCAGUAUUGCAAAAUCAUUGAUAUAACUCAAAUUAUACCUAGCCCCAAUAAAUCUUUAAACUGCCACUCAAAACUAGAUAAUUUCUUCGCAACAUUAAAACGUACACUGAAUACAGGAAUGAUUUGGAGAUGCCGGUGUUGGACUGGGGUGUACAA
Messenger RNA from Chiloscyllium plagiosum (whitespotted bambooshark), 3585 nucleotides. The record is from RefSeq and is a predicted model, not a curated record. NCBI's taxonomy places the organism in Eukaryota, Metazoa, Chordata, Chondrichthyes, Orectolobiformes, Hemiscylliidae.